UCGGCGUCUCCCCCAAUUGCCGCUCCGCGGCCCCAAUUUCGGUCCGUCUCGCUCAAUUUCGCCUCCCGUGGUGCGAGCGCUCGUGGGUGGGGGUUGUCUAGGGUUUCGGAUGGAGCGAUUGGAGGGAGGGCGGGCGGCUUGAAGUUAGGGUUUUUUUGUCGCGUGGGUGCCCGGUGGGAUGAGCUGAAUCGUGCGUUGCGGGUUGCUUGGGAGGAUGGCUCGCGAGCUGAGUUGGAGAUAGGUCUUGGUGCGCGGUGCUGAGAAUCUGGAGAAUCGCUGUGGAAGAGGGGGAUUUUUCUUUUCCUCCUCCUUCUUCUUCUUCUUCUUCUUCUUCUUCUUCUUUUCGCUCCGUAGGUGUAUAUGAAUCGUAGGGGUGGGUGAGUGAGUGGUGAGGAGGAAAGGAUGUUCUAUUCACAGUUCAUAUUGGCCAAGAAAGGUCCGCUCGGGACGAUUUGGAUUGCUGCCCAUUUGGAGAGGAAGCUCCGCAAGAACCAGGUCGCCGACACCGACAUCGGCGUCUCUGUAGAUUCAAUUCUUUUCCCUGAAGUGCCCAUUGCCCUCCGGCUUUCUAGCCAUCUCUUGCUUGGAGUGGUGAGAAUAUAUUCUAGGAAGGUUGGUUACCUUUUUGAUGACUGCAGUGAAGCUCUGCUAAAGGUAAAGCAGGCUUUCCGAUCCACUGCUGUUGAUUUGCCUCCAGAAGAAUCUACUGCUCCAUAUCACUCUAUCACAUUGCCAGAGACUUUUGACCUUGAUGACUUUGAGCUGCCAGACAAUGAAAUUUUGCAGGGAAACUAUGUUGACCAUCAUGUUAGUGCUAGGGAGCAAAUUACUCUCCAAGACACAAUGGAGGGUGUGGUUUACCCCACAUCUCAGUUUGGCCUGGAUGAGCGCUUUGGCGAUGGUGAUACUUGUCAAAUCUCUUUCGAUCUUGAUCAGGAUUCUUUGGUAGAGAAGGUUGCAGCUCCAGUGUUUGAUGGAGAUACUGAAGUUCAUCCUCUUGGACACACCGAGUCUAUGGUGCCCUUUGAAGGAGACGACGAUGAUGAUGGAAUCCUGAAAGAACAGUUGGAAAAUUGCAUUGGACAUCAGGGAGAAGCUCAAGAUACCAAUUCUGAAUUCAUCGGGUAUGCUGAGGCUCCAUCCACUCCUGGAUUAGUUGGAGAGGCAAACUUGCAUAGCAUUAAGGACACUGUUGUCUCUGAUGAUCAUGUAGCAGAAUCAAUUGCAAUUGAAGGAAUGGCUGCUGAGGAGAAUGGCCUUCUCGUCAGCGAGAUGGAGGUCACACAAGCUAAUAGAGAAGGAAAUGAUGAUAGGGUGGGAGGUGUUGAUAAUGCGGUUGGAAGCAUCAAGGAUAGAGGUGGAUGCGUCAACAGUCGAGCUGAUACUAAAUCUUCAGAAGCGGAUACAAGACCUGUUGAAGUUGUUGGAACUUCUGCUUUGUCUCCGAUACCUCAUGAACCAGAGAAAAACGAUACCAAUGAUGAUUCUGGAAAUAUGGAAAAGGCGUGUUCCCUUGAAAAAGCAUCGCCUGAUGUUGAGCAUGACGUUCGUGAGGAUAUAACGAAUCCGAAUAGUAAAAACUCAGCUUUGCCUGACAUUAUUCAGCAAAACCACAUGCAUGACCGUCAAUUUUGUGAUUCCAACAUGAGUGAUCAAGGCAUUUCUUAUGUCAGAGGCGAAAAUGAGUUCCCUGCAGCUGCCAUUGUUGAAUCAGCAUUAGAUGCUAACCAUAUAGCAGAACCUUCUCUGUGUCAAAAGAUACAAGAUCAUGGGGAUUUAGAUGGGCAACUUAAGGAUGUAGCUCUGAAUGAUCAAUCAGAAAUUAUGAAUUCAGCGGCUCCAGCCUUGCCUUCUCCAGAGAAGUUGCUCUCUGUGAGAGAUGAGGUUAUUGAUGAAGCAAAUAAGUUUCUAGAAGAGUCAACACCAGAUAAGGAGUCUCCUGAAUCUGGACUUGGAGCUGGCGUUGGACACUUAUCGGGAAGAAAACGCAGUCUUACUGAAAGUACAGUGACUAUGCAGAUUAACUCGGAAUCAUUUGGGUUGGAUUUUUCUAAGAGAACGGUUGAGUCCAUUCCUGAUGAUGACGAUCUAUUGUCCUCCAUAUUAGUGGGAAGAAGAUCCUCAGUUCUGAAAAUGAAACCUAGUCCAGCAGCAACUGAGGUCACCUUAUCUAAACGUCAGAAGACUGCUCAGCGAGCUAGUGCUUACAAAAGGAAGGUUCUGCUAGAUGAUACCAUGGUUUUACAUGGCGAUGCAAUCCGGCAACAGUUGAUCAACACAGAAGACUUGCGUCGUGUUCGGAGAAAAGCGCCUUGCACCCUUCCUGAGAUAUCAGUGAUUCAAAGAAAUUUUGUGGGAGAUGAGAUAUUUAAUGAACCUAUACAUACUGGUGUGUCAACGGAUCUAUUUUAUAUGCAUAAAGAAGCCUAUGAUUUGAGCAGAACCAAAAUCUCCGAACAUGAUGAGGGUACCACUCAUCCUAUAGCUGCAAGUGGAAUAGAUUCUUUUGACAAGCCUGACUUAGACACUGAAAUGGGUGGUGCUGUGGAACCUUUGAUCAUUAGAGAUGAGCCAGAGAAGCAAGUCUUUGAGACUUUACGACAUACGGAGAACCAGCAGGGUGAAGGUAUUGGUGAUUAUCCAAGUGUUGAUUCUGAAGUGUCGAAAUCUCAACAUGAACAUUCGGUGAAGAUGACUGAAAUGGAAGUAGAGGGAGAGAGAAUUGCAGAUGGUGAUGCAGCAAAUCACCUUAUUGUUUCUGAGGUUAAUUCACAAGACUUAACAAGUUCAUUUCCCGAAAACCCAGUUAAUGCUUCUGUUGAUUCUGUUAAGAAGUCAGAUUUCAUGGAUAAAGGGGUUGACAUUCAUGAAUCUCUUCAUGUGGAUGCUUUGUGUCCUUCACCUAACAUAUUGAAUGCUGAGGAGGAUUCUCCUAAAGGUGAUGGAUUGAUUGGAAACGGAGUUGACGCUAUUAAAAUAGAUGAAAUUGAAUCUCAUACAAUAGAGGAAGGUUUUACGGAAGAUCAGAAGUGUGGUGCCACAUUUGAUACAGGAAUUGAUACUGAAUAUUGUUCAACUGGGAAUGAUGCUGAUGUGGAAUUGGUGACUGCGGUGGCAGUAGCUGGUGAUUUUGAUGAGCCGGUUUUGAGAAAUUGCAGCACAUCGGCUGAUGAAAUUAGUAAAUUUUCAAAUGAUAAAGUUCAAGAUGGGCAGGUGGAGUGCAAUAUUGAAGAGGCGUCUAUUUGGAGUUCCAGCGAGCCAAAAGCUGAUUUUAUUCACUCGCUGGCUGAUAAUGGGCAUGCUUCCUUGAUUAAUGAGGAAAAUACAGGCACCUGCGAUGCGCAGAGCAGAAAGGAUGCAGAAUUUACUGUACUCGACGGCACUGUCAUUGAUGACCAAUUUGAUUUUGAAGGUAUGACUGCCGCUCCUCAUGAUACAGAUUUUUUGAAUGUGGAUGAUGACGAUGAACUAGCAGAAGAUGAGAAGAUGAUUGAUCCAGAAGAGUCGCAGCUUCUCGAAAACAGUGGAUGGUCUUCCCGCACAAGGGCUGUUGCGAAUUACUUUCAAACUUUAUUUUGUCAAGAAGUGGCACAUGUUAAAAGGGGUCUUGUGAUGGAAAAUUUGUUGGCUCGUAAGACUCGUAAAGAAGCAUCGAGGUUGUUUUUCGAAUCACUGGUUCUUAAAACGAGGGAUUACAUCCAUGUGGAGCAGGAAACGCCGUUCGAUUUCAUUAAUAUCCGGCCUGGGGUCAAGUUGAUGAAAUCUGACUUUUGAUCUCCCUGAUAUAUGAAAGGCGUGUGUACUUAUCAAGACGUGUCCAUAUCCAGGUGGUGCGUAGCAUGCAUUGUUAGGCUUCUCUUUCCCCCUCCCACCCUUUGGGAAUCUGUCGUUUUUUUAACUUUAAUAUAAUCACUCUUUGGUUAACCUUAAUAUUGUUAGAUAACUGGGUGGUGUAGACAUGUAGCUAGUGUUGUAAUCCUGUAAUAAUUUGUAUAUAUAUGUAAAAUAGUUCAGUCUGCCAUUGCAGUAGAAAGUUGGGAAGUUACCUCUUGUUUGUUU
Molecule: messenger RNA, 4059 nt
Organism: Syzygium oleosum
Lineage: Eukaryota; Viridiplantae; Streptophyta; Magnoliopsida; Myrtales; Myrtaceae
Product: sister chromatid cohesion 1 protein 4
Exons: 16
Coding region: 403-3774 (1123 amino acids)
Biological process (GO): mitotic sister chromatid cohesion; synaptonemal complex assembly; replication-born double-strand break repair via sister chromatid exchange
Cellular component (GO): cohesin complex; synaptonemal complex
Molecular function (GO): chromatin binding; protein binding
Source: RefSeq, a predicted model, not a curated record